Messenger RNA from Meloidogyne enterolobii, 533 nucleotides. NCBI's taxonomy places the organism in Eukaryota, Metazoa, Nematoda, Chromadorea, Rhabditida, Meloidogynidae. The record is from the annotation of a GenBank genome assembly.
AUGGGAAAGGAAUACCCAAAAGGCUCUCUCUGGUUCCAUCAAAGAUUAAAAAAUGCAUUUAUUCGAAAUAAAGAAAUUGAAGAUGAGGAGAAAAUUAAAGAUUUAAUUAAAAGAGGGGAUUAUGUGGUUAAAGAAUUGGAAAGUUUGUAUCAAUUGAGAAAAUAUAGAGCACUCAAAAGUCGUUAUUAUGGUUGAAAAAAGGAAAGAAAAGGUUUUUUUUAAUUUUUUUUUAAUUUUUAGACUCCCUAUAAGGGAAGAGUUGAUAUUUUUAUGAAUUUUUUUUUGGAAUUUUUUUUCGUUUAAGUAAAAAAUUUUUUUGUAGGAUUUUGACUGAAUGUCGGGGAAAAAAUGAAAGACUAAGAAAAAUUCGAAAAAAUACUCAACUCUUCUCAAUCAAGUUUGGGUAGUGCUACCCGACAAUCCGGACCUUUUUUGACCCAAAAAUCUGAUCCGAAGGAAUUUUUGAAGACCGAACCAUCCUUGUUCUCAAUGCCUAUUUUUAGCUAUUUUUUUGAAUUUUUUGAAAGAAUUUU